UGGGCUGCGCUCUGUUUGUUGUGAGGUGACGGAGGCCGCCAUCUUGUUAUCGGAGCUAGGUGCAUCGGUGCGGUGUCCGUUACCGAACAAGACGGGGGAACGUGGGUCUACAAAGGAAGCCUAGCAUUCCUGUCUGUUGUUACGGCGGGAAAUCUUUAGCCACCGGUACCGGCGCUCCCUACGCUCUCCACCCCUCCGGCAAGUGUCCGGUUUUCGUUGCUCUGGCAGGAGGAUGAACGGAGGAUAAAUGGUGCUCAAACCGGACAGCGGCACCUUCCUCCUCCUCUUCCUGCUUGUGUUGACUUUGACCGAGCCGCUGCGGCCAGGUCCUCAAGUAGCUCUGGCAAGACUGCAAUCAGAACUGCGCUGUACACCUGUGCAGUUUGCGUGCCACAGUGGUGCCAUCCAGUGCAUUCCCUUGAACUGGCAGUGUGAUGGAUGGCCAACCUGCGAGGAUGAGAGUGAUGAGGUAAACUGCCCGGGUCUGGCUGGGGACCAGAGAGCGUUUCAUGGAAAGGAAAGUGUGGAGACAAGACACGGUCGCAGUAGGAAUGGGGAAACGCCUCGAUUCCACACAGUGAACUUUGCCCAACCAGUGCGCUUCAGCAGUUUCCUAGGGAAAUGCCCAUCAGGAUGGCAUCACUAUGAUGGGACUGCAAGCUGCUACAAGGUGUAUUCCUCCGGUGAGAACUACUGGGAUGCUGUUCAGACCUGCCUGAAAGUGAAUGGCUCACUAGCAACAUUCACUACAGACUCUGAGCUAAAGUUCAUCUUGGCACAAGAAUGGGACAUGGAAGAAAGACAAUAUAUAAGAAAGGACCAGCGAAGACUCUGGGUGGGUUACCAGUUUGUUAUAACAAGCAGGAACCAUUCUGUGGAGGGACACUGGGAGGUUGCAUACAAAGGUUCCUCUGAAGUAUUCUUACCCCCAGUACCAAUCUUUGGAACAGCAUUGUCUGAAAAUGAGAACAUCCUGUGUGCCCAGCUGCAGUAUUUCCAUCUGCCGUCUCUGCGGCACCAUGGCCUGCACAGCUGGUAUGCUGAGAACUGCAAUGAAAAGUCAUCCUUCCUCUGCAAACGCAGUCAGACAUGUGUUGACAUCAAAGACAAUAUUGUGGAUGAGGGCUACUAUUUCACCCCAAAAGGGGAUGAUCCCUGCCUGAGCUGCACAUGUCACAAUGGGGAACCUGAAAUGUGUGUGGCUGCUUUAUGCGAGAAGCCACAGGGAUGCCAACAGUAUCGCAAGGAUCCCAAAGAAUGCUGCAAGUUCACUUGUCUGGACCCAGAUGGAAGCAGCCUCUUUGAUUCAAUGGCCAGUGGUAUGCGUCUGAUUGUGAGCUGCAUCUCCUCGUUCCUCAUCCUCUCCCUCCUGCUAUUUAUGGUCCACCGGCUGCGUCAGCGACGGAGGGAACGUAUCGAGUCUUUAAUUGGGGCCAACUUACAUCAUUUUAACUUGGGCCGCAGAAUGCCAGGCUUUGAUUAUGGACCUGAUGGCUUUGGUACUGGUCUGACUCCCCUUCAUUUAUCGGAUGACGGAGAGGGUGGAGCCUUCCACUUCCAUGAGCCACCUCCCCCUUAUACUGCAUACAAAUACUCUGAUAUCCAGCAUCCGGACGAUCCACCGCCUCCAUAUGAAGCUUCGAUAUGUCCUGAUAUCAUUCUAUGCUCAACAACUGAUCAAGUGACUCGGCAAUCUGCUGUGCUGGGGCAACGUUCCACUGCAAGCAGUAGCAACUCCUCCUCACCUCAAACCACAGAAGAACCACUGCCACCAGCAGCCCCACCUCAAGAUGACACAGAAGACUCUGAAGAUAGAAGUACUUCACUACUUGUGGCCCCUAAUAUUCUACAAAGCGAAGCCUUCUGUAGUGGUGGCCAGUCGGGGCCCUCACCCAGUAACUGUUCUCUUAACACUGUUGUUUAAAGAGAGGGAGAAAAACGCAAGAACCUGGAGAAUGGCAUAAAAUAUGUGCCCAAGAAAAAGAGUGUUAACUGGAUAAACUGUGGAAUGUUUGAAUAUACUCUGAACUUCAGAAGACACCCAGAUCAUUCUUACCUUUCAAUUAAUAAAAAAAAAAAGAAUAAAUAAAAAAAAAUUAUCUAAUUAACCCUUUUGCUACCUAAGGUGUAUGCCAUUUCACAAAGCUGCUGAGGGCGAGUCGGGUGUUAAAUAGGCAAAUUACACCAUGUCCUGAAAUUUGAAUGGUUUAUCAUGUAAAUAUUACAUUUAAAGUGCUGCACUUUGUCCAUUCCCCCUAGAGUGUGUAUGUGUGGGCGUGUGAGGAGGACAGUCUCUCCUGUAGAGUUUUUAUACAUAUUUUGGGAUUGUAUUUUGUUUUUUUCUGAGUUAAAUUACUUGCAAUAAUCAAGCAAGAACUGCAAUCAUGGGACCCUCCGAGAUACUGUAAAUUCGGCUUCAGCACAUGGUAAGAGGCAGAGGCAUGCGCCAUGAAGGACGAUAUACUGAUUUGGAGUACUUUCUGAGCUGACAUGAAGCUGCCACUGGGUCUCUGGCAGUAAUGGAUUUAAAAUGCUUAGCGCCAUCCUCCCAGGCACACCACUAUAUCUGUGAGAUCUGUUGUAUGUGUGACGAGUAUUCAUCUGUUUGUAGACUUGCAAGGUGUAGAUAUUCUUUACUGUUGGGACCCAGGUAGUGUUGUUAUGAAUUUCAUUUUCCCUAAAGAUAACAAAAGACUUCCUACUUAUACAUAUUUGUCUCCAGGUAUGAACUUAUAGCAUAUGUCACCUCCAUUUACUCCCUAUUUUGCCUUAGUUCAGGUUAUAACUAGUAGUCGUUAUACAUUAUGUAUUAUUACCAUAUCACAGCAUGCUGACAUGAGAUGUUAAGGCUAACUUUCUGUAUUCAUAUUGGAGGUAAGUGGGGAUUAAGCUUUGAGAGCACUGCUGGUGGAGUGCAAGAAGGAAUGGUUCAUAGACUUGACAUUGUAACUUCGCCAACCCUGGAAUUAAAACUGCAGUAUAUUUUUCUCAAAUAUUUAGUUUCUUUUAAAAGUUCAUUCUUCUGUUAUCCAACCAGCUGCAUUGUAAAAAGAGGAUUGCUAAAAAGUAUCUUUCCAUAUAACUGUAGACUGUCAAAAUGGUGGUAGGUGUGUAGAAAUGUGCAUGAUUUCUGGGACAGUGUACAUUGUUACCUUUUAUGUAUGUUUAUCAUGUUUUGUAGCUCUUGCAUUUGCCAGGACCUAAGUGCAUGAGAAUUGAGGAUUGCACUUUUAAACCGGGGAAUUGCUCUCUUAAUUAAUGAUAUAUAUAUAUAUUUUUUUUUUUUCCCCAAACAUUUUUUUUUCUUUUACAUACUAGUAUACAUUGGAAAGGAUAUAAAAGCUGCUCCAGUAUUAAUGAUGUUUGUGUACAGAACACUUUGCUGUUUGUUUUUUUGUCCCCUUGCCAGUGCUGUUUAUCAUAACAAGCACAUGUAUAUUCAUUCUAAGGUGUGCGCUACAUGCAUAUAGGGCAGGAGAUAUGUGUAUUGCUGUUGGCAGCCCUGCAGAGUGCAAUACAAUGCAGACUUUGUUUUCUAUGUUUGCAGUUCUACAUCAUGCUUCUCUCUUCAACCGCAGUCCCAUGUUAGUCUUAAUAUGUGAUGAGACUCUUGGGUAUCUGCAGGGUACCGUCACCACUACUGGAUGGUACUUUGGGAUAAUGCAGAUAUAGCCCACAGUGCCAGAUGAGGUUUUUUACUUUAAAUUGGUAAAUGGUGAAAAAAUUAUCAGUUAAGGGCCACAAUUUAAUAAUAAAGUUUCCAUAGAUACAUUGCUGUCUUUAAUUUAAAAUAAGAGAGCAAAUUGUAAAUAAAUCCAGAAUUUGGUUAACUGAGUAAGAACCACACCAAAAUUGUGGUUAAAAAUCUACUGCACUUAGGUCCUAAUUCAUAUUUAUACAUAAACCCAAUGGAUUCCGUGCACAUCCGAUGGUGUGGGGCCUGCACAGACGCAAGACCCGUACUGCGCAUGUGCAGAACAGUCCUCGCGAUAUCGCUCGCAGCCCCGUCGGCUGCAGCAUGAUUGACCUGCUGCUUCAUUUGGGGGGCAGCACUAUUCUUCAAAGGAGGUCAUGUCGUCCCCGUUUUGUAGGCGUGUUGGGUCCAGUGUCUGCAUUGUCUGACACAGACUUACUGGGCCCAGGUGACCAGAUCCAACAGCCAGUUUGAGUAAGCUUCAGCUGAAGCUGGCUGACCAGUGCCUAAAAACAUGGCGGUCCUCUGGCGCAGCACUCGGCUCUCGCAUAUGCACGCAGGAGGCAUCUAUCUCCUACAGACUCCUCCUCCUGCUGCACUUGUAUUUUAAUUACACGAAAGUGCACAUCUGCUUCCUUGCGGCUGUGCAACUCCUUACAAUCAUGCCUUACUAUUAGGUCCUAAAUCUGGUAUCCAGAACAUCCAUACUUAUGGGUAACAUUUCAUCUACAGUGGAAUAUUUUUUUUUACAAGUACUCCCAGAACAAUAGUCCUCCUUCCAUAUCCAGUAUAGUAAGAUCGAUUUUGAGUAUUUAGUGUAUCCUAGAAUUCAAGGUUACAGACACAGGUUAUGAUACAACUGUGCAGGAGAUAAGUGCUUUGGUCUUGUUCCUUAUGUACUGCUGACUUUUCUGGUUGAAAUAAAGUUACUAAAUUAGAAUUAUAUAUAUAUAUAUUUGUAAUUUUAAUUUCUUUUUGCAAUUAAGAUAACUUUUUAGGAUGGCAUAAUUUCCCAAAAACGUUAUUCCAGAUGUCAAUACAUCAUUGCUGAUCCCGCACUGACAUGCUUUGAGCAUAUCCUCUUGUAUGUUGCAACAGAAAUGACAUCAUUUAUCACUAUGAUAUAAUGGGCAUAUGUUUACAAGCCACUAUUGCAGGGGGGGGGGGGGGGGAUUGGUUCCUGCUCUGCUCAGCGUCAGCUGUUGUGACUGAUCUUACCUGUGGCAGUGUGUAAAUAAUUUUGAUAUACAAUGUAGAUAUGACAUUUGAUGCUGUAUCUUUCAGCCCCUGUGACUUUUUUAUUUCAUUUUUUUUGGUUUAGUUUCAUUUGACACUAAAUCUACUGAUUUUUUUUUUUUCUUCAUGUUACUGUGACAAACAUUUCAUUCAGAUGCCAAAAUAAAACUGUAUUCUGGAAUUUUCA
Molecule: messenger RNA, 5117 nt
Organism: Pseudophryne corroboree (corroboree frog)
Lineage: Eukaryota; Metazoa; Chordata; Amphibia; Anura; Myobatrachidae
Gene: DGCR2
Product: DiGeorge syndrome critical region gene 2
Exons: 11
Coding region: 248-1924 (558 amino acids)
Cellular component (GO): membrane
Molecular function (GO): protein binding
Source: RefSeq, a predicted model, not a curated record